UGGAAGUUUGGAUAUAUAUGCAUGCAGCUGAUAGAGAAGAUUGAAUUGGUGGUUUUGCUGUAACAAGUUUCACACAUUUUCUCAUUUGGGUUAAUUUCAUGAUGAACAACAGGAUUCUUAUGGAUUUGUUAGGAUCCACAAAAGUUUCAUGGCAUCCAGACAUGGAUGUCGAUACAACCACAACAGCUUACUGGUUUAAUUGGAGGGUAUUACUUUGUGCCAUUUGGGUCAUCAUACCGAUGACUUUUGCAUCUUUUCUCAUAUGGAAAAAUGAAGGUUUUCGCGAGUCGAAUCGCGGCAGCAGCCGAGAAACAGAGAAAGAAGCACCAGGAGCUUUGUUUGAUGAUGAAACUUGGCGGCCAUGCUUAAAAGGAGUCCAUCCCGCUUGGCUCCUGUCUUUUAGAGUUAUUGCUUUCUUUGUUCUUAUGCUGUUGCUAGUAGUCACCGCUUUUGUAGAUGGAGGCAGCAUUUUUUACUAUUAUACUCAGUGGACUUGUACGUUAAUCACAGUCUAUUUUGGGCUUGGAUCAUUGCUCUCCAUAUAUGGAUGUUAUCAAUAUCAAAAAAGACUUUGUGGUGAAAAGGUUGGUAAUUUGGAGAUGGAUGCCGAGAAUGGAACUUAUGUGGCUUCUGCGCAAGGUGAAAAUUCUAACAAUGAGGCAAAAGUCACCAACACCGAUGAAGAAGCUCAUGUUCGCCAACGGGCUGGCUUCUGGGGCUAUGCCUUUCAAAUAAUUUUCCAGAUGAGUGCAGGGGCGGUUUUGCUUACAGAUUGUGUCUUUUGGUUCAUAAUCGUUCCAUUUCUUGAAAUCAACAAUUAUGGUCUGAACAUUUUGAUUAUAAAUAUGCACACAAUAAAUGCUGUUUUCCUGCUUGGUGAUGCUUCUUUGAAUUGCUUGCGCUUUCCUAUAUUUCGUGUUGCAUACUUCUACUUAUGGACAGUGACUUACGUUAUAGUCCAAUGGAUUGUUCAUGCUUGUGUUAAACUCUGGUGGCCAUACCCAUUUCUGGACUUGUCAUCUUCAUAUGCUCCUCUAUGGUACUUUUCAGUAGCAGUAAUGCAUAUCCCAUGCUAUGGCGCUUUCGCUUUAACAAUAAAGGUGAAACACUAUCUGCUGUCAAGAUGGUUCAAAAAUUCUUAUCUGUGUGCAAUGUAAACUUGGCCUGAAACUUCAUGAAU
Messenger RNA from Pistacia vera, 1180 nucleotides. RefSeq lists its product as uncharacterized. The coding region runs from base 99 to 1157 and encodes 352 amino acids. Lineage: Eukaryota; Viridiplantae; Streptophyta; Magnoliopsida; Sapindales; Anacardiaceae. Gene Ontology annotation, cellular component: membrane. The record is from RefSeq and is a predicted model, not a curated record. The transcript has 9 exons.